Messenger RNA from Anopheles coustani, 2376 nucleotides. Its product is annotated as NADH-ubiquinone oxidoreductase 75 kDa subunit, mitochondrial-like. The record is from RefSeq and is a predicted model, not a curated record. Gene Ontology annotation, biological process: ATP synthesis coupled electron transport. Gene Ontology annotation, molecular function: NADH dehydrogenase (ubiquinone) activity; iron-sulfur cluster binding. The transcript has a single exon. NCBI's taxonomy places the organism in Eukaryota, Metazoa, Arthropoda, Insecta, Diptera, Culicidae. Gene Ontology annotation, cellular component: membrane. The coding region runs from base 1 to 2181 and encodes 726 amino acids.
AUGUUUCGAAUUCCGGCAGUACGUGCUGCUACCAUCGUAGGACGGAACCCGGUGCGCACGUUGGCCACCACACCGGCGGAGCUGCCCGAGAAGAUCGAAGUAUUCGUCGACGAUCAGCGUGUAUUGGUGUCCCCAGGCACCACCGUUUUGCAAGCCGCUGCACAAGUAGGCGUUGAAAUACCUCGCUUCUGCUACCACGAACGGCUGGCGGUGGCCGGAAACUGUCGCAUGUGUCUAGUGGAGGUGGAAAAGUCUCCCAAACCGGUGGCCGCCUGUGCGAUGCCGGUGAUGGAAGGAUGGCGCAUCAAGACCGAUUCGGAGAUGACGCGCAAGGCUCGCGAAGGUGUCAUGGAGUUCCUGCUAAUGAACCACCCGCUGGAUUGUCCCAUCUGCGACCAGGGCGGUGAGUGUGACCUGCAGGAUCAGGCGAUGGCGUUCGGUUCGGACCGGUCGCGCUUUACCGACAUCGCGUACACUGGCAAGCGGGCGGUCGAGGACAAGGAUAUUGGGCCGCUGAUCAAAACCGUCAUGACUCGGUGCAUCCACUGCACGCGCUGCAUUCGCUUCGCUUCAGAGGUGGCCGGUGUGGACGAUCUUGGGACGACGGGUCGCGGCAAUGAUAUGCUGGUCGGCAUGUACGUGGAGAAGUUGUUUCUUUCCGAGCUGUCCGGCAACGUAAUCGAUCUGUGCCCGGUCGGUGCACUCACGAACAAGCCGUACAGCUUUCUCGCACGCCCUUGGGAGAUCCGUAAGACCGAAUCGAUUGACGUGCAUGAUGCGCUCGGUAGUAACAUUGUCAUCAGCACGCGCACCGGCGAAGUGCUGCGUAUUCUGCCCCGCGAAAACGACGCCAUCAACGAGGAAUGGUUGUCCGACAAGUCUCGCUUCGCUUGUGAUGGACUAAAGCGCCAGCGGCUGAUUGUGCCGAUGUUGCGCAGCCCCGACGGGAACUUGGAUGCAGUCGAUUGGGAGUCUGCCCUGAUCCGAAUCGCGCAAGCACUACGAGAAUCUCCCAAGGGCAAGGUGGCCGCCGUCGCGGGUGGCUUAACCGAUGCGGAAGCACUGGUAGCGCUGAAGGAUCUGCUGAACCGGCUUGGCUCGGAAACGCUUUGCACCGAGCAGAAGUUCCCGAUGGACGUCUGCGGAACGGAUUUCCGUUCAACCUAUCUUUUCAACUCAUCAAUUGCCGCCUGCGAAGAAGCCGACUUGGUGCUGCUCGUUGGUACAAAUCCACGCUAUGAAGCACCACUCCUAAACACACGCCUGCGCAAGGGCUACGUUCACAAUGAGCUGAAUAUUGCGAUGAUAGGACCGAAAGUGAACCUUUCCUACGACUAUGAGCAUUUGGGAAACGACCCUUGGUUGGUUCGCGAUAUUGCAGAAGGAAAUCAUCCAUUCACCAAGAAGCUCAAGGCAGCCAAGAAGCCAUUAAUAAUUUUGGGCGCCAACCAGCUGGCUCGAAAGGAUGGCUCGUCAUUCUUGACCAUGCUGCACGUGUUUGCCAACUCAUUGACGCCUGAUGAUAAAAAUUGGAAGGUAUGGAAUGUGCUGCAAACAAACGCCGCACAGACCGCAGCACUCGACGUAGGAUACAGUCCGGGCAUGGAUACAGUGUUCGCUUUGCAGCCAAAGGUGCUGUUCCUACUGGGAGCCGACGGUUUUGGUGUGUCGGACAAGGAAAGGCUCCCCCAAGACUGCUUCAUUGUGUACCUAGGGCACCAUGGCGAUGUCGGAGCACAGCAUGCCCACGCUAUCCUACCCGGUGCUGCGUACACCGAGAAACAGGCUACCUACGUUAACACAGAGGGUCGCGCCCAGCAGACGCUUGUUGCCGUCACGCCUCCCGGAUUGGCACGGGAAGACUGGAAGAUAGUUCGUGCUCUGUCCGAGGUGGUCGGGUCACCUCUUCCCUACGACGACCUGGACGAACUACGUGUCCGUAUGGAGGAAAUUGCGCCCCACUUGGUGCGCUAUGGCCUCCUCGAGAUAACCAACUUUUCUAAAAUCGCUGAUGCAUUGCUGAAGCACGAGUCGGUUUACUUCGACGACAGCAACGUGGUGGAUGUGGCACAGAAGAAACUGGAAGACUUUUUCAUUACCGAUCCGAUUACUCGCGCCUCUCCGACGAUGGCUAAGUGCGUUACUGCGGCAAAGAAGCAAGCGUCCAAAGAAGCCCGUUAAUUGGUGCAAUUUUUCGAUUUUGAUAGUUGUUAUUUCAUUCCACACCACGUGUUGAUAGCACACAUGGUCGACAUAGUAUUUACUGAUAUUUCACAUUUCAGAAUUGACUGAGAUUGAUGUUUUGUAUAAUAACCAAUACCAGUGGCUGAAGUACAUCUCAAUAAAAGCCUCAAAAAGCUAGUAUACUGUUCAAAA